AUGACCAGUAAUGUUCCGGUCGCGAAUCUCGGCGGCGGCGUGGCGCUGGCGUCGAACGGAAUGGAUCCGAAGGUCUUCCGUGUGGCAGCACUGCGGUCGCUCGCCGAUGACGGCGUCCGCGUCGUUUGUGCGCCCGUCAUCAUCGGCAGGUGGCGCGUCGUAAGCGCUAUUAACUAGGAUUCGCCGAACAAUCAUGGCCGCUCCGGCCGUUUGAUACUCUGAUAAAAAUAAUAUUGUUAUUAUUCGCCGUCUCAAAAUCGCCCGUCGCGUUAAACCGUCUCAGUCGUCGCCGACGAAUAAGCCUUGUGCGUAUGUUUGUGUCGCCUUUAGCGAGUCGUCGUGUCCCGCUGUCGGCCGGCUUUCCGAUUUUCGUACGAUCAAACCGAACGGGCGUCCAGGACGCCAACUCGGGACGGCGUUUCAGGAGACGCCCAGCACUAUCUCGUGGUAAGCGACAACCGCCUCCCGGUCGUCGUGCAUUCUGUGCGACGACCGCACUAUCGUCCGAUUUAAUUAUUAUGCACAGGAACGCGACGCCGAUGAUAAAAAGAAACCGUUCUUAUUAUCGUGUCCUGACUAUGACGUCCGACCGCCAAAAUCGUUUUGCGCGUCCGGCACCGCCGCCGGGCCGCACACGCCGGGCGUCCCUGCUGGCGGUCCCUGA
Cinara cedri is the source of this 664-nucleotide messenger RNA. The record is from the annotation of a GenBank genome assembly. Lineage: Eukaryota; Metazoa; Arthropoda; Insecta; Hemiptera; Aphididae.